Zasmidium cellare ATCC 36951 is the source of this 1413-nucleotide messenger RNA. RefSeq lists its product as uncharacterized. Gene Ontology annotation, cellular component: mitochondrial matrix. Gene Ontology annotation, biological process: tricarboxylic acid cycle; citrate metabolic process; carbohydrate metabolic process. The coding region runs from base 1 to 1413 and encodes 470 amino acids. The transcript is spliced from 2 exons. Gene Ontology annotation, molecular function: 2-methylcitrate synthase activity. The record is from RefSeq and is a predicted model, not a curated record. Lineage: Eukaryota; Fungi; Ascomycota; Dothideomycetes; Mycosphaerellales; Mycosphaerellaceae.
AUGGCCUUGUCUACUAGAACUGCUGCGAGAGCUCUGAGAGCCUCAAAGCUCUCUCAGAACGUCUGCAAUGCCACCCGAAGCUAUGCCACCGCCGAGCCGGACCUCAAGGAGACACUCAAACAAGUGAUUCCAGAAAAGAGAGAGCUGUUGAAGAAGGUCAAGUCGCACUCGUCCAAGGUGAUUGGAGAUGUCAAGAUUGAGAACACUCUGGGAGGCAUGCGUGGUCUCAAAGCCAUGGUCUGGGAGGGCUCGGUCCUUGAUGCCAAUGAGGGCAUUCGCUUCCACGGCAAGACGAUCAAGGAUUGCCAAAAGGAGCUGCCAAAGGGCACGAGUGGUACAGAGAUGCUGCCAGAAUCCAUGUUCUGGCUGCUCCUCACAGGCCAAGUCCCAAGCACCAACCAAGUGCGUGCCUUCAGCAGAGAGCUCGCUGAGAAGGCCCAGCUCCCAGCCUUCGUGAACAAGAUGCUCGACGACUUCCCUAAAGACCUCCACCCAAUGACCCAAUUCGCUUGCGCUGUCUCUGCCCUGAACUACGAGAGUGUCUUCGCCAAGGCAUACGAGAAGGGACUGAACAAAGCAGACUACUGGGAGCCCACCUUUGACGACAGCAUCAAUCUGCUGGCGAAGCUCCCAACAAUUGCCGCUAAGAUCCACCAAAACGCCUACUGCGGCGGAGGUGCACUCCCUGCCGAGAUCGAUCUCAGCCAGGACUGGUCGUACAACUUCGCUGCCCUGCUUGGAAAGCCAGGCAAGGAGAACGAGAACUUCCAGGACUUGCUCCGUCUGUACCUCGCUCUUCACGGUGAUCACGAGGGCGGCAAUGUCUCCGCCCACACGACUCACUUGGUGGGCUCUGCUCUGAGUGAUCCCUACCUCUCAUACUCGGCUGGUCUGCAAGGUCUUGCAGGUCCAUUGCACGGCUUGGCGGCGCAAGAAGUCCUUCGAUGGAUCCUGCAAAUGAAGGACCACAUCGGCACCAACUUCUCCGACCAGGAUGUCAAGGACUACCUCUGGACCACACUGAAGUCUGGUCGUGUGGUGCCUGGCUACGGCCACGCUGUGCUGCGCAAGCCAGAUCCACGAUUCGAGGCUCUCAUGGACUUUGCUUCAAGCCGGAAAGAGAUCGCGGAGGACCCAGUCUUCCAGUUGGUCAAGCGAAACAGUGAGCUUGCACCGGGUAUCUUGACGGAGCAUGGCAAGACCAAGAACCCCUUCCCCAACGUCGACAGCAGCUCUGGUGUCUUGUUCCACCACUACGGUUUCCACAACACUCUGUACUACACUGCCACGUUCGGUGUCAGCAGAGGCUUGGGACCAUUGGCACAGCUCAUCUGGGAUCGUGCACUCGGCCUGCCAAUCGAGCGCCCAAAGUCCAUCGAUCUCAAGGGUCUGCUCGAGCUUGCAGAGAAGUAA